AUUAAAAUUUUUCAUAGAAGAUGAUGAAUUUCCUAGAAAGUUGGGCCUUAGUAGCCGGUUUUUAAUAUAAAAAAGGAUCUGGAGCCGUACUGGAGUAAGUCCUCGCUGAAGAAGUCCGGAGGACGCUGAACCCGAGAUCGAUCUUCGGAACGAUGUCCCUGUUCCCGGCAUACGGAUCAAACGAUGAACCAGCGAAAUCAGAAACAGUCGGCAAACCUUGUGAACUUGCGUGGCUCACGAAUCAGAGCUUCAUACCGUUCACGCUAAACAACGAACCUGAGGAGGAGCAACAAGACACCGUCGAUGCAGUAGCCGAUACCUCACCGUACAGAGAUGAUCCAGCUCAUCAUCAAACGAAUAAGGAGAGCAAAAAGCGUAAAAGAAAAGAAAAGAAGAAGCACAAAAAGAAACAAUCUAAGCGGACUAAUCGCGAUGGGAACAGCAGCGGAUCUUCCUCGUCCGCGUCCGAAAGCGAGCAAACUGUUGCUAGUGUGCAGCCACCGGUCCGGAUCACGGAAACCGAUUACUAUACCGACGUUGACGCGCUGAGGAUCUAUUUGACGGUCGAGAAGCUGCACCGCCCCGCUUGUCCACGGUAUCGUCUCUCGACCACAAAACCACUCGGCACGCCCGCUGGCCAUAGAGGUACGGUGGACGAGCGGUACAAGCGAUACUAUCGCGUGCAUCGGAAAGCACGCGAAAACCGCGUUGGUGGAGCGGAAAAAACACAAUCCGAGAUCAGUGAGCAAGAGGAGCGGAUGGAACGUUCGCUGCGCACCGAGGAAACGGCCGAAAAGUGGAUCGAAUUGAUACGUUUUCGACAGGCCAAUCCGCUGCCCAACUUGGACAACUAUCAGAACCACAAGCGUGAGCUGGCCAUGAUAGAACGGGCUCGUCAUCGGUUGCCUGGCGACGCCGUGCUGCUCGAUCUCUACCUAGAAGCGAUCGUUCGCGUGCACCCGACGGACGAGGUGCUGGAGCUGGUGCGCCGUGCCAUCGCUAAGGAUGAAACGAAUGUGCAACUGUGGCGUGCACUGAUACGCAACAAGCAGUGCUCGAUGGCACAGUGCAUCGUGCCGGAUGUGUUGCGUUUGUACGAGAGCAGCACCCGAGCCUUGUUCAUGGCACGCCGGAGCGAUGAAACGAUGUUGCAGCUGUUUAAGAACUGUGCCACCUUCUGCCGGCAGGCUGGUCUCUGUGAGCAGAUGUUCGGAAUGGUCCAGCUAACGCUCAGCAUGAACGUCAGUGGACGGUUCGGUGGUGGUGGUGGCGGCGUCGGUGGCGACGGGCUCUUCGGUUCACCGGAACACUACCACCAGCUGCUUGACUACGAAGAAGUAAUACUGCGGUCGGGUUUACCGAUGAACGAAAUAUGGCUGCGUAUCGAAACGCUACGUACGGCCUUCCACUAUCUACCGUUUGGCGGUGGCCAGCAGCUGCUCAGUGAUCCGCAGCGGAUCGUGCUGAACGAGGAUGUCGUAGGCUUCAUCUAUCCGCUAAUCAACAAGAGCUACUCGUUCGAGCUUACACUCAUCGUGCUGCGACUGAUGAAGUAUCCGUUCGUGAAUGCGAGGCAUUUCGAGGCCGCCGACUGCUUUCAGGUGGAACCGUUCGAGAUGGAUUACCCGGAGCAGUUGCUUCCGCUGCUACUGGACGUCUCGCGGAACCGCACGUACGAUAGAGAGUUGCAUCGAUUCAUUAAAGGUCUGCAAGUGUCACCUUCCUAUCUCAACACCAAUUUGGCCCACGAACAGUACCUGACGAUGGUCCAGCAAUUUCUAACUCUCGCCAUCGAUCACUUCGAAGGUGAACAGAGUGCCCUACUGUUGAUGCUUUAUCUUCAGCUCGAGCGAACACUCGUUUGCUGGGAAAAAGCUUCGACGGCAGCAUCCAACUUCGACGAACAGAAAGCCAAACUGAUCCGCGGACGUGUUAAGACGCUGCUUAAACACACGCACACCUCAAAUCAGAACAAUCUGCUCGUGUAUGCCGAGUACGGCCUGCUGGAGUACGAGCUGACGGGCCUGGAAGGAGGAGCAGCGGCUUGCCGCAAGAUCUUUGACACCUCGGUACAGGUGCACUGUGCCAAUGCGGAACACCAAUCGACGCUAGAAGAAAAGGAUGAGCAGAGGCAUGCGUUGUUUUCGCUCGUCUUGACGAUGGUAGAACUGUUGCUGCUAAAUGGUCACACGACGGAAGCAGUCCAUACCCUGACGAAGCUCGUCCUCAGUCCUAGCGAAGUGACCUUCCGUUCGGCCGGUGAGGAGCCGCUAUCACCAUCGAACACAUCGAAACUAUCAGCCUUACAGAAGCUCAACGAUCAAGUGAACUUAGCGGUACGGCGCGAAACCGAUCUUGGCUCGACCGCACCAACCGUGGAACAGUAUUUCCGUCCUACGCCCUUGAUAACCUCCCUUAAAGCGUACGUAUUCUACCUUACGCUGAUACGGACGGAAGGUUUCAAAGAAGCCGUUCGACAGCUGGAAACUUUGUUGUUCCUGUUUAACGAACCCACCAAUCCACGGCAUCGCUUUUUACGCGAGCAGAUCUACGAGCUCUAUAUGCAGCUGUGCAAUUCGCGCGUUUGCGGCUGGAAGGUGAACACCGAGCCACCGGCUUCUGGUGAGAGUACGAGACAGCUUCUCGAUAUCGUCGAUCGAACGUUGGAAGACUUUCCAUCUAACCUUUACGCGUUACGCUCGAUCGUGUUCAACGAGAGUGUACCGUGGUUCCAGUUACGGCGUCUCCUCGGAAAGCAUCUUUCACCGAAAGCGGUCCUUCUGAUGGUUAUUGGGGCAAGAUUCCGUGCGAACGCCGAUAACGCAGUGACGCCAGGAGAAACGGAUCCAUACAAACAACGGAUAUUGAACCUUUUGGCCGAUGCCGUAAAGUCACCCAGCAUACUGGCGCUUCAUCAGAAUGCUCUACUAUGGCGGUUGUAUCUGCGGGAGCUGUUCGAUCAACCGAAUGCACGACCGGGCUAUAGUGUGCUGGAGCAUUGUCGUCGGGUACUGUACGCUGCGCUGGAAGCGUGCCCCUGGAACAAGGCACUCUACCUGGACGGGGCUUCCGUGGCGCCCCAGGAACUGUCUGCGCUGCUGGAUCUGAUGAUGGAGAAGCAGAUACGGGUGCACGCCAUACCGGAGGAACUGGCAAUAUUGCGCAAUGAAUAGCCUGGACGAACGAACUCAACGUGGGAAUGCGGGUUGUUAAGGUUUAUUCCUAUCGCCCUAUAGCUUACAGCCCGUUUCCGCUUCGGUGUACAUAAUGUAAUCUAUACCGCACCACGGGGACUGACCGAGGCGCGAUCACCCGGUUCCCCGCUCGUACGCGGGGAAUCGGGUGUCCUAGCAUAUCUAACACGCUAACCAUUAAUGACCGCAA
Anopheles darlingi is the source of this 3384-nucleotide messenger RNA. Its product is annotated as nuclear exosome regulator NRDE2. The transcript has 2 exons. The record is from RefSeq and is a predicted model, not a curated record. Gene Ontology annotation, cellular component: catalytic step 2 spliceosome. The coding region runs from base 153 to 3173 and encodes 1006 amino acids. NCBI's taxonomy places the organism in Eukaryota, Metazoa, Arthropoda, Insecta, Diptera, Culicidae. Gene Ontology annotation, biological process: regulatory ncRNA-mediated post-transcriptional gene silencing; negative regulation of RNA catabolic process.